Molecule: messenger RNA, 1163 nt
Organism: Lineus longissimus
Lineage: Eukaryota; Metazoa; Nemertea; Pilidiophora; Heteronemertea; Lineidae
Product: 40-kDa huntingtin-associated protein-like
Exons: 10
Coding region: 42-989 (315 amino acids)
Biological process (GO): vesicle cytoskeletal trafficking
Cellular component (GO): early endosome
Molecular function (GO): protein binding
Source: RefSeq, a predicted model, not a curated record
UGUUGUGCUUCCGGUAAUUUUCUCAAAAUUUUCCAAUAAAUAUGGAUAAAGAUGCCGAUGUUUUGGGCAAAUACAAACACAUUUCUAAUAAAUUAAAGAAGAGAUUUUUAAAGAAGCCUAAUGUUGCAGAAGGAAGUGAGCAAUUUGCUUCACUGGCCAAAGUUCUAAGAGAACAGGAGUGUCCCCAGUAUGCUGGGUUUUGUUGCUUGGCACAGGCAAGAUGUGAGCAUAGCCUUGCCAACCCCGCUGGUGAAGCCCAAGCGUUAGUAGAAGCUGCCAGAGCAUUCUUACUAGCAGAAGAGAAUCUUCGGGAACUCAAAUGUCCCAGCUUUGAGGAGCAUGUCAGUGCAUCCAUUAACUGCUAUGGACAUGCUAUAAGAGUUCAUCUUGAGAACAAACAGCCAUCACUAGCAGCUGGUCUCUGUGCUGAAGUUGGAAAUUCACUUCGGAAACUUGGUAAACCUGGUGAAGCAAUUGCACAUUAUCAGAGAGCUGCAGAGCUUCAGAUACAUACCCCUCUCUUAUGUUUAACAUCAUUAGGUCUAGCUGCUUCAUCAAAAAUAGAAACCAAGGAUUAUGACGGUGCUCUAACUGUCCUGACAGACAUGGCAAUCAUGGCCCAAGAAAGAGGAACAGCCAGUAAUGGGAAGCCGCUGGGUGCAUUCUGUGACAUCAUGGCAAACUGUGAGAUAACCCGAGUUCUGCUUCUCAUGCUCUUACAGCCCACUCCUCAAAAGAUCAGACCGGAGCAUGCACAAACACUAGAAAAAUAUGCAUGGGAGUCAUCAGAAACAAGCUCUUCAGUGAGCUACAUGAAUGAGGAUGUUUUCCUUCUGCUUCAGUCAGUUGUGAUGGCUUGUCAGUCUAAAGAUAUCGAGUCACUUCGCAAACUGCAGGUGGAACUAUGGCCAUUGUUAAAUGCAGAACAAAAUGAACUAAUACACCUAGUCACAGAUGAACUUACCCACCCUUCUGGUGAGGGUUUGUAGGACUGGAACAUAGACUUUGGAACAACUUAAGAAGUUGUAGUUUUAAGACUAUUGAGAAAUAUGAGGAAAGAGACAAGUGAUAUUAAUUAAUGGAAUGAGUGAUUUUCCAUUAAAUUUGUUGUCAACCAUAAAAUUUAUCAUAUUGUAUGUUGUGCAUGUGAAUCUAUCAAUAAA